AUGUCGUUGGUUCUCAACAAGAUAAACAAACAAACGAAAAAGGCCAAACUCGAUAAGCAAUGUCCCUUUUUCUCAAGAACUGGUCAGUCACAUUUCAAAAUUUGCGGCAAGCCUACAAAUCGCUCGCUACUAGGUCUAUGUAAUAGGGGGAAGUCGUGUCGAUAUCAACAUGAUCCAGAAAAGGUCGCCAUAUGUCCUCGGUUCCUUACUGGUGAUUGCCCCUCGUCGGCGGAAAACUGUCUGCUCUCUCAUUCACCGACUCUCAACCGUGUUCCGCCUUGCGUACACUUUCAGAACAAUGGACGUUGCAAGAAUGGAGACAAGUGUGUCUAUCCCCACGUACGAGUCGGCGUCAAGCAUUCAGUGUGCCGAGACUUUGCAGUUCUGGGAUACUGCGAAAAGGGAAUCGAUUGCGAGGAAGCGCAUGUUAGAGAAUGCCCAGACUUUGCAGAAACGGGCACGUGCAAGAAUCCGCGGUGCAAACUACCUCAUGUCAUUCGUGCAAACCGCAAGAAGGCAGUGGCCCCUGAUCCACCAAAGGCUGUCGAUUCCAGUACCUCUAAUGAAACAUCUACUGACUCCCAGCAGCUUCCUGUCAAUGGUGUUGACUUUACCUUUGAAGGUGGCGACGAAUACAUUCCUCUGACGUUUGUUGAGAGCGACGAGGAAGAGGAAGAUGGCGAAGGCGAAGAAUCUGAAGAUGAAGAGGUGGACGACGAGGCCGUUGAUGACGGCCAAGUCGAGGACGAAUCCGACAUGAAAGUAUUCGCGUAG
Messenger RNA from Serendipita indica DSM 11827, 774 nucleotides. The record is from the annotation of a GenBank genome assembly. NCBI's taxonomy places the organism in Eukaryota, Fungi, Basidiomycota, Agaricomycetes, Sebacinales, Serendipitaceae.